UUGGGGGGUUGGUUUGGGGGUGGGGGGUUAAACCCUCAUGUAAGUCUCACUCCAAACCAAACUCGAAAGUUGGCAGUCCUGUUUUUAUGAAAUCUAAAGGAUGGAAAUAAGACUUCUGAUUUUUGUUUCGAUGUGGUUCUCUGUGCUGUUUAUUAUCGCGGGCGUGUCGGCGAUAGACGUGUUCACUCCAGCCGAGGCGCUUGUGGAGAACGGGACCACAGCGACUCUGACCUGUAGUUUUAAGUCUAAAGAGGUGGUCAGUAGUUCAGCGUCGGUGACGUGGUCUUUCCUGGCGGAGGGAGACACACAGCCCACUUCAAUAUUCUAUUACUCCGGCGGGAAGUCUUUUCCGGGCUCGCUCCCGCAGUUUAAGUCCCGUGUGGAAUGGGCCGGAGACAUGAACAAGAAGGACGCGUCGAUCCGCGUGAUCCAGAUGCAGUUCAAGGACAACGGGACAUUCAGCUGCGACGUGAAGAAUCCUCCGGACAUCUCCGGACAGAUGUCCGUCACUAAAGUCAGAGUGGUCAUGAAAGGUGAUCGGACGGACAUCACCAUUUAAGAUAUGAUAUAAAAAAAAAAUCAAAAUAUGCUUGCUUGUAGGGCUACACAAUUUUGGCCAACAUUUUGUAAUUAUAUAUUAGUUAAUAUUUUGACGGAAAACAGCAGGAGCCUUUAAACUCGUCAUGAAACGGAAGUUGCACUAGUCUUUUCUUCCCUAUUGUGCCGUAUAUCUGAGUGAAACGCUUCUGGAACAAGAACAAAUGUAGGGCGGGGCUUGAUUUUGUCUGUGAGGAAUUGAUUGGAUGGUUGUGGUUUGCUAUUGGUGGAUCUCAUGUGAGUGACAGGUUGCCCCGCCCUCAUCAUCAGAGAAGAGAAGAGAUGCUGAAAGAGGGAGGAGAAGAUAUUCUGAUUCAAGAUUACCAGGAACAUGAAUUUAAAACAAUAAUGAUGUGCACCGAUAAAUCAUUAACAAUAAACACUGCAAUAUUCUAUAAAAAAUAAGAA
Ctenopharyngodon idella (grass carp) is the source of this 1005-nucleotide messenger RNA. Its product is annotated as myelin protein zero-like protein 1. The record is from RefSeq and is a predicted model, not a curated record. Lineage: Eukaryota; Metazoa; Chordata; Actinopteri; Cypriniformes; Xenocyprididae. Gene Ontology annotation, cellular component: cell surface; membrane; focal adhesion.